Molecule: messenger RNA, 876 nt
Organism: Ipomoea triloba (trilobed morning glory)
Lineage: Eukaryota; Viridiplantae; Streptophyta; Magnoliopsida; Solanales; Convolvulaceae
Exons: 1
Coding region: 1-876 (291 amino acids)
Source: RefSeq, a predicted model, not a curated record
AUGUCUCCAGCCAUUUUUGUUCUUUGUUUGGAGAAGCUCAACCAGAUGAUUACUUUCAAGGUCGAGUCAGGUGAUUGGAAAGGUAUUCAACUGGAUCCCAUGGGACCAACCCUGUCACACCUUUGCUUUGCGGACAACAUGGUCUUGUUUACGGAAGCAACUACAGCGCAGGUUGCGAUUAUCCAGGAUUGCCUGGACAGGUUUUGUGAGGCGUUGGGGCAGCGAAUUAGCUAUAGCAAGUCGCACGUGUUCUUCUCAAAAAAUACCCCCCCGGGCCUUGCGGAUGACAUUGCUAACCAGCUUAGCAUUGCGAGAACGGGAGAUAUGGGUAAGUACCUCGGUGUACUAUCAAUACAUGGACGUGUCACCCGUGGAACUUUUAAGGAUCUCUUAGACAGAGUCAAUGGUCGCUUGGAGGGAUGGAAGGCUAAGUUGUUGUCUUUGGCGGGCCGGGUUACACUGGCAAGAUCAGUCCUUAAUGCCAUACCGAUUUAUACAAUGCAGACUGUCGUCUUGCCGAAGGGUAUAUGUCAUGAGAUCGAAAAGCGGACUAGACGGUUCAUAUGGGAAACUGAUGGACAGGGUACCAAUAAGCUCAGUCUCGUCAAUUGGGAGACGGUUACUAGUCCUAAGAAAUAUGGGGGACUAGGUGUGCGUAGACUCCAAGAGGUGAACAAGGCAUGCAUGGCCAAGCUUGGAUGGCGCUUAAAACAGGAAGAGGGCAGUUUAUGGGCACAAACGAUGUUAAGCAAAUAUGCUCAGGUUGAUCAUGGAAAUCAAAGUAGAGCUUCUAACGCUUGGAAAGGUAUUGUCGCAGCCACUCCCAUAGUCGACCAAGGGUUGAUGAAGUUGGUUCGAAACGGAAAAAACACGUAG